Oryza brachyantha (malo sina) is the source of this 3359-nucleotide messenger RNA. Its product is annotated as nascent polypeptide-associated complex subunit alpha, muscle-specific form-like. The transcript is spliced from 3 exons. The record is from RefSeq and is a predicted model, not a curated record. NCBI's taxonomy places the organism in Eukaryota, Viridiplantae, Streptophyta, Magnoliopsida, Poales, Poaceae. The coding region runs from base 1 to 3216 and encodes 1071 amino acids.
AUGCCCCCCAUCCUCUCCCGCUCGGAGCCCAAGCUCCCGAAAUUUCCCCAACCCAAGCCCAAGCCCAAAUCGAGAUCGCCCGCGACCAAAUCUAGGGUUUCGCCUCCGCUCCGCAGGAUGUCCGAUCUGGCCGCCGUCGCGCCCGCCGCCUUCGCCGGCUCCGGUGCCAUCGUGCACGCCGGAGGCGGCGGCGCGUGGCCGCGCGGCGUCCGGUUCGGCGAGAUGGUCUGGGGCAAGGUCAAGUCCCACCCGUGGUGGCCCGGCCACGUCUACAGCAUCACCCUCACCAGCGACGGCGAGGUGCGCCGGGGCUACCGCGACGGGCUCGUCCUCGUCGCCUUCUUCGGAGACUCCAGCUACGGCUGGUUCGAGCCGCACGAGCUCCUCCCCUUCGAGGAGAACUUCCCGGAGAAGGCCGCCCAGGGCGGAGGCCGCAACUUCCCCACCGCCAUCUCCGAGGCGGCCGACGAGGUCGCGCGCCGCGCCGCCCUCGCGCUCCUCUGCCCCUGCCGCAGUCCCGACGCCUUCCGCCCCCACGAGGCCGACCCGAGGUACCUCCUCGUCGACGUGCCUGGGUUCGACACCGACGCCGAGUACCACCCCGACCAGGUGACGGCGGAGCGGGAGAAGAUCGCGCCGCGUGCGCUUCUGGACUACCUGAAGGGCGCCGCCUUGGAGCAGCGGGAUGCGGCCGACAAGGUGUGGAACCGCAACAUUCCGGCUGUCCAUAUGAGUGCCAUGCUUGAGGCCUACCGCCGAUCCAGAUUCGCGCUGAAAGACCCAACCUACGCCCAAGCUUUUGGGAUGGAUUACGAGAAGCUCCAAGCGGAGAAAGCAGCCGCGUUGAAGAAAGCUCGACAAGGCAAGACACGUGUUUGGUGGGACCGGAAAACGCAGGACGAACCCGCGGAUCUUGGCGAUUCUUCAAAUACUUCUGCAGGUCGGCCGGCGAAGGGCCGAAAGAAGGCGGCGGAGAAUCCCGGCCGCCGCCGGAAGGGCAGCGCGGGCAGCACGGCGGCGAGGAUCAUGGAGAAGAUUAUGCCCAGCGCGGCGGCGAUGAAGCCCAGGGCCAAGAAGAAGCAGGACCAGUACCUGCUCAAGCGCCGGGACGACGCGCGCGCCCCGCCGCCGCCGUCCAUGCCGGACGCCUACCCGGCGGCGCCCGCUCUCAGCGACGUCCCGCCUGGCUUCCCGACUGACCCCCCGACCCCGCCGCUUCCGAGCAGCACCGUCGGCGCCGCCGUCGACGAGGAGUUCUUGCUGCAGAGGCGCACUCCGCCGCUGCUGUCCGCGCCGCCCACCCCACUCGCGCCUCCCCCCGCCGCCGCCGGUCAGGUUGGCGACGGCGGCGCGCCCAUUGACGCGGCUGCGGCGCCAAAGAAGGCGAUCAAGACGAAGAAGGCCGCCGGCAAGCGCGAGCGCGAGGAACCGGCCGCUGAUGCCUCUGGCACAGCCGCCGCCGACGCCGACGCCGGCGGCGAACCUAAGAAGAAGAAGAAGAAGAAAAAGCUCGCCGAGCUCAACGGCGUGGCCGCUCCCUCUGGCGGCGCCGGCGGCAAGCCGGGGUUAUUGCCUGCUAAGGUAGAUCACAACGGAGUUGACCUGAAGCAGGUAAUAGCCGACCUUCAAAACCUUCCUCUCGUUGCCUCCUAUGUCGCCGGCCGCCGCAGCAUCUCUGACGAAGCUCGCUCCUUCCUCCUCGCGUUCCGCUCAAAAUGCUACAAGAAGAGCCAUGAGAACGACCCGCCUGAGGAGAACAAGGGCUCCGAUGCUAAGCCCAAUGCCGCCACCGACGGCAAGCAGCAGCCGCCGGCGGCCAAGAAGAAGCCGGCCACCAGGCCUGCCGACCCCGCCGCCAAGGCCACCGGCGUCAAGCGCGGGCCGUCUGACCGCCAGGAGGAGCUUGCCAUCAAGAAGAAAGCCAAGCUCAACAAGAUCAGGACGCUGGCCACCGACAAGAAGGCCGCCGGUCUGGACGCCGCCGCGCCGUCGGCAACCGCGGUGGCCGCGACGCCGGCGGCGGCGCAGCUGCGCGCCGGCGUGGAGAGGAAGAAUGGCGCGAUUGCUGCUGCCAGGAAGAAGGAGAAGGAGCCGGCUCCGGCGAUGAGGACGCCGUCGCCGAUGGCGCUGAUGAUGAAGUUCCCGGCGAAAACGACGCUGCCGUCGGUGGCCUCCCUCAAGGCGAGGUUCGCGCGCUUCGGGCCGCUCGACGUCGACGGCAUCCGCGUCUACUGGAAGUCGCACAUGUGCCGCGUCAUCUACAGGUUCAAGUCCGACGCCGAGGCCGCCAUCAAGUACGCGCGCACCAACGCCAUGUUCGGCCCCGUGAUGCCCGUGUACUACCUCCGCGGCGUCGAGUCGUCCGGCGCCGACCCGGCCGACGCAGCGCCGCCGCCGCCGCCGCAGCAGCAGCAGCAGCGCUCCGAGCUCCGCCUCAUGGAGACGGCUCCGUUCAGGCCCGGGAGCUCCGGCGGCAACGGCGCGCCUCUGCCGCUGUCCCGGGCCGUGCCGGCGCGCGCGGUGGUGGGGCAGCCCAAGUCGAUCCUGAAGAAGACCACCGACGACGCCGCGCCGUCGGCGGCGCUCCGCGAUGCCCCGCGGGUGAAGUUCAUGCUCGACGCCGGGGACAGCAAGCUCGAACUGCCACCCGCAGCGCCGGCGAGCGGCGGCGGCGGCGGCGGUGUCGACGCCCCACCACCGCUCAGCAAGAGCGCCACCAAGUCGGUCGGCUUCGCGCCACAGCCCCUCCAGCCGCCGGCGCGCCCGGCCCAGCACCCCCACCUGCAGCCGCCGGCGCGCCCGGCGCUGCAGCCUCCGCGCCCACCGGUGGCACAGCCACACCCCCCACCGCCGCCUGUCCAUCAGCACCAGCCAUACCAACCUCGCCACACCGACGCGCCACCGCCGUUCUCCGUGCAGCCACAGCUUCCUCCACCGCCGCCAUACCACCCCCGUCACAGCGACGGCAUGCACCACCAGCUCCCCGGCCCGCCGCCGCUGCCGCUGCCGCCGUACCAGCUCCGCACCGGCGGCUUCCCCGGACAGCAGCAGCAGACGUACCGGCCCGGCAACGGCGACGACAUGCCGGCGUGGAAGAGGGGAGGGAGAGAGUUCGACGAGGAGCUGAUGAGGGUGAUGCUCGGCAUCGCCAAGCUGGUGGAGCCAUUGACGGACAAGAACGGCAACUUCCCCUACCACCUCUUCAGCUCAGCUUGAGCAGGGCAGUGUCUCUCACAGACAGCUGGGCCCCACCGUCAGUGGCAGUAGCUGGAUUUGUAGUUGUUCCUCUAUUAUUUGUAGUAAUAGUACUAGUUGCUCUUGACUUUUGCCAAGAAGAAAAAAAAGGAAAAAAGGAUUUU